GGCUAUGCAGAAGCUGAACCAAUAUUAGCGUCUGUUAUUUUGGAUGUUAUCUGCACAAGGAGCCAAGAUAGGGCUUUCGGUUUGUUUUUAAUUUGAAGGAGGGGUUCUUUCCGGGGCCCGUGACGCCGGUAUUAUAUUAAGACUGGGGCAGGAACUCCGUAAAAUCGACCUGACUCACUGACCGUGAGCGUCAGGUCUAUCCAAGAUGGCGUGCUGUCUGAGCGCUGAACAACAGGAACAAAAACGCAUCAAUCAGGAGAUCGAAAGACAAUUGCGCAAAGACAAAAGGGAUGCUAGAAGAGAACUUAAACUUUUAUUACUUGGGACGGGAGAGAGUGGGAAGAGUACAUUUAUCAAACAGAUGAGGAUUAUCCAUGGUACAGGCUAUUCCGAGGAUGACAAAAGAAGCUUCAUCAAGAUAGUGUACCAGAAUAUCUUUAUGGCAAUGAAUGCAAUGAUACGAGCUAUGGACACAUUGAAAAUCAGCUACAAAGACCCUAACAAUGAGGAGAGAAAAGGGGAGAUGUUAGAAUUGGUAGGACGAAGCCUCACGAUACUGGAAGGACAGGAGAAUGCAAAUUUGAUACGGCAGAUUGAUCAUGAGACGGUUACAUCAUUUGAACAACAGUUUGUAGAGGCUAUCAAAGCUUUGUGGGCUGACAGUGGAAUACAGGAGUGUUAUGAUAGGAGGAGAGAGUACCAGCUGACCGAUUCGGCUAAAUAUUACCUUGAUGAUGUUGACAGAAUAACGCAGCCCGAUUAUUUACCAUCUUUACAGGAUAUCCUUCGAGUGAGAUCCCCAACCACGGGCAUCAUAGAAUAUCCAUUUGACUUGGAUAGUAUAAUAUUUAGAAUGGUAGACGUUGGAGGCCAGAGGUCGGAGAGGCGAAAAUGGAUCCACUGUUUUGAAAAUGUUACGUCCAUUAUGUUCCUAGUAGCCUUAAGUGAAUACGACCAGGUUCUUGUUGAAUCAGAUAAUGAAAACCGUAUGGAAGAAUCGAAAGCGUUGUUUCGCACGAUUAUCACGUAUCCAUGGUUUCAGAAUUCAUCAGUCAUAUUAUUCCUUAACAAGAAGGAUCUAUUGGAAGAGAAGAUUAUGCAUUCACAUCUGGUAGACUAUUUUCCCGAGUUUGAUGGUCCAAAAAAAGAUGCGCAGGCAGCCAGAGAGUUUAUAUUACGUAUGUUUGUGGAUCUAAAUCCCGAUCCUGACAAAAUAAUUUACUCUCACUUUACUUGUGCCACAGAUACUGAGAAUAUUCGCUUUGUAUUUGCUGCAGUGAAGGACACGAUAUUGCAACUUAAUCUUAAAGAGUAUAACCUAGUGUGAAUCAGUAAAAUGAAGGCUGGACAUGUCCAAUCCUUCGUGCAAAAAGUGACCUUGCUUUAAAUUCAUUAACAUUCAUUGGAUGGUAUUUGUGGGUUGUCACGCCCGACGUGCCAAGUUGGGGUGUUUCUUGCCUCAUGAACGGCCCGUUCUCUCUUUAUCGGGCGCUCCCUUUUUAUAUCUCGACUCCGCCCUCGGUACUCCCACUCAUGUUGGCUUAAGUUAAGACGGCGUGCAAAGACAGGCGUGGAUUUUUGAACUUUUUACCAAAAAUAAAAAGGGAUAAAAUAUUGUGUGAAUUCCUAUAUAUGACAAGUUUCGUGCAUAUCAACUUAAAAAGUUGAGAAAGAGAACUCUUACCUUUGAUGACAAGUUUAUUGACAAGUUGUCCCCCCUUUUUUUAGUGCUCUACAUGUAUUGCUUCUUAGAAAAUUUAUAUACGCAAUGAAAUAUUUGCAAUCUGACAGGCAUUUAUUAUCUCGAGGCUAUACUUUAAACCAUCAUUUUCGGGGGAGUAAGUCACUAAUCAUUGCAGUGAAGAAUUUGUGUUGUAUUAAUCUUGUGAUAAAUAUAUAAAUAUCCAAGUUUUUUUUUUUUGUUUUUUUUUUUCCUGUUUUUUUUCGUUUUCAUAUGAACAGAUGCAUGUUUUUGGGAGUGGUCAGAACAAGGUAUUUUAAAGUUUUUUUAGAGAAAAAGAAAAGAAUUUUUUUUUAUUUUUUUUAAAUUUUUUUUUUUUUUAAUGCUUUGAAACACGAAUAGUUAAAAAAAAAAAAAAAGUAAUAUUGGAACAAGAUGGAGUUGUAAUUCAUUCUGGAAAAUGUGUUCAGAGGAAGUUCAAAUAGAUGAAAGACAUUGAUCCAUUUCUUGCCUGAAUUCUAGAAAAGGAAAUGAGAUAAGAAACCUGCAAAGCUUUUUAUUAUUUCACGACAGUUGGUAUACUUGUGUUGUUUCCUUACGUCAUGGGAUGAAGAUUGAGCAAGGACUGGUUACAGCAAGUGUUCUCCGACCACUGUUAUCUGUGUUCUAGACUCUGCUAUUAAAACUUUGCUGUAAAUUAAAAAACGUACUUUUAUAUAUGUAUCUGAGGUCUACUUAUGACCUCAUAGGCUAUUUAUAGAAUCUGUUGCUAUUUAUAGAUUCUGUGGCUAUUUAUAGACUCUGUGUUUUAUAUGGUGUAAAAUUGUGUUAAAUCUCUUACCGAGACUCAGACAAAAAAUUUUUUUUUUUUUUUUUCUGAUCACUUUUUAAAUCUACAUUAAAUUUCUCAUCAUCAGAAAUAUGGAUGUACUUAUAUGGGACUUUGCUGGUGUAUCUAAAUUUUUUCAUAGAAUGUUUCUGUCAUAAAACAUUGUUCUGUUUGUACUGUAAACAAUUACAAGAUGACAUUUUUAUAUAUAUUACCAAGUAAGCCAGAGCAUUUUUCUAGUCAUACUGAGGGUUUGUUUUAAACUUCAGAAGGGCUGUUAUAGUUAAAAUCAAAAUUAGAAUUGAAUUCCAUACACUACCAAGUCAAUAUUUCAAUAUUUUAACAAGAGCUUACAUUUCACUCCCUCGGGUUUAACGUUGUGCUACAAAAGCGUAAAAGGGCUGUUCUUUUUUACUCCCUGAUAUAUUUUGUAUUAAUGCAUAGCAAUACAACAAAAAGUUUAACAAUUUAUUUCAGUAAAAAUUGAAAUAUUUAAAUAUAAAAAAAAGAAGGAAGAAACCCCAAAAUCACUGUUCAAGCGAAAAAACUUUUCUUAAAAAUUGUUGGAGAGAAAUGAUGCAUAGAAAAAAAAUUGAUACAUAGAAAAAAUUUGAUAUCAGGGUGCAAAUUUUGUUGUCAGAAAGUCAGUUUGAUUAAUUCUUGGUUAUGUAAUAGGAUAUAAUAAUUGUGUUUUAAUUGGUCAGAACUGUUUUCCAGGCCAAAAAAAAAAAAUCAAAACAAAACAACAACAAAAUUCUUCUAGAGUUUUCACACUUUAAGGUUUCAUGAUCUAUUGAUACUGCUGUGUUAAUCUUCACAAAAAUCUUCAACACAACUCACCCAUAUUAUAUUUGAAUAUAAUAUAUAUUCUUUUUUUUUUUAUCAGUUUGAAUUAUAGUAUAAUAUAUAAAUGCACAAACAUUUCACUUGUGUAAAAGUUAUAAUCAAAGAUUAAUCUUUUUUUUUUCAUACAAGUUUUCAAUAAUUUAAUUCAGUAUAGAUAAGUAGUUUCGGAUUUUUUUCACCAUAUUUACCUCCCUUGCCAGAAGUGGCAGCCAUCUUGGAAGAAUUUACACUACAGGUCAAGAAGUUUAAACACAAACUGGUUGUUUGAUUUGUAAUUUCAUUGAUAGUUAACAAAGAUAAACAUUUUCAUGUUCGAUUUACAGUUUCACUGAAGCUUAUCGUUGGUUAUAGUCAACAAAGAUAAACAUUUUCAUGUUCGAUUUACAGUUUCACUGAAGCUUAUUGUUGGUUAUAGUCAACAAAAAUAAACAUUUUCAUGUUCGAUUUACAGUUUCACUGAAGCUUCUCGUUGGUUAUAGUCAACAAAGAUAAACAUUUUCAUGUUCGAUUUACAGUUUCACUGAAGCUUCUCGUUGGUUAUAGUCAACAAAGGUAAACAUUUUCAUGUUCGAUUUACAGUUUCACUGAAGCUUCUCGUUGGUUAUAGUCAACAAAGGUAAACAUUUUCAUGUUCGAUUUACAGUUUCACUGAAGCUUCUCGUUGGUUAUAGUCAACAAAGGUAAACAUUUUCAUGUUCGAUUUACAGUUUCACUGAAGCUUCUCGUUGGUUAUAGUCAACAAAGAUAAACAUUUUCAUGUUCGAUUUACAGUUUCACAGAAGCUUCUCGUUGGUUAUAGUCAACAAAGAUAAACAUUUUCAUGUUCGAUUUACAGUUUCACUGAAGCUUCUCGUUGGUUAUAGUCAACAAAGAUAAACAUUUUCAUGUUCGAUUUACAGUUUCACUGAAGCUUCUCGUUGGUUAUAGUCAACAAAGAUAAACAUUUUCAUGUUCGAUUUACAGUUUCACUGAAGCUUCUCGUUGGUUAUAGUCAACAAAGAUAAACAUUUUCAUGUUCGAUUUACAGUUUCACUGAAGCUUCUCGUUGGUUAUAGUCAACAAAGAUAAACAUUUUCAUGUUCGAUUUACAGUUUCACUGAAGCUUCUCGUUGGUUAUAGUCAACAAAGAUAAACAUUUUCAUGUUCGAUUUACAGUUUCACUGAAGCUUCUCGUUGGUUAUAGUCAACAAAGAUAAACAUUUUCAUGUUCGAUUUACAGUUUCACUGAAGCUUCUCGUUGGUUAUGUUCAGAAAUAAACCUGUAAUAAUCUAAGUUUUCUUGUAUGUUAAAAAUCCAUGUCUAUAUUUAUUUAAUGAUGACAAAAUGUUUUAUUUAUUUUCAAUCAUUUACUUUCUCGUUGGGUUUAUUUUUUUUUACAUCAUGUAUGGUAUAAUUAAUGUUGUUUUUGUUUUCUCCCUCUUUUUACAUUUCAAUUUGAAACACACAGCUGUUAAAAUCUGCAUAAUUUAAAUUAUACAUGUUUAUAUACAUGAUACACUAUCUAAUAGUCAAAUAGUUUUGUUGUACAUAUAUAAUAAUUAUAUAUAUAUAUAUAUAUUUUUUUUUUUUGGAAAUACAAAUUUAAGACAAGAAUUGGUGGUCUUUGUGUAAGAGACAUCGACCAGUCACAUUUUGAUUAUCUGAUUGACCCGCACACCUGCUUUAACCAUGACUUAUAAAUUUAAAAUAAAAAAUCAAACAUAAACUAUACUGCCCUUUAAAGGGACUCCAUUGAGGUCAAAAUCGUAAAUAAUAAAAAAAAAAUGUUAUUCUUUCAAAGAUUUGCUGAAACAAGUUAAAUUGAAAGAUAUUGGCAAGUGAUGUACCCAGAACUAAAUUAAAAAUCGUAUUUGACAGAAAAAAAUGUGUUUAAACACUUUAUUCAUUUUUUGGACUAUGAAAAUAAUUGUUCUGGUUGGAAGUAGUAAAUGAAUGAUCUGAAAUUUUUGCGCAUUAAGUCAUUGGUACAGAACGAAUGAAAUUAAUCUCAGUUAAAGUGAAAAAUAUUUCCAGUAUUUUCGAGUUACAAGACCAUAAAAAAAAUAUUUCCAGUAUUUUCGAGUUAUAAAACAUCGAUGGACUCCCUUUAAGGAAAGUUUUAGGAUACAAUUGAAAUAAUUUACCCAUUUUUUACUGAAAUUUCACAUUGAUAAAAAAAACCCCAUUGGAUGGUUUUUCUUUUCUUACCUACAGUUACAUCUAUAUAUCUGUUAUUAUACUACCCGAAAUUUUCAACUUGAUAUCAUAUUUUUACUCGUCUGUUUUGAAAAAAAAAGUAGAGCUAUCACGUUGUACAAACAAUUUUAAUGUAGCCCAUUGUUCAAAUUUUUUUAGUUAUCAAUAUGAAACUUGAAAUACUUUCUUAUCAUGGCAAGAUGCUGUUGUUAGGCAAGGGCAUAACUCUGAAAGCAUUUUUUUGGAGUUGUGCCCCUUUUUAACAUAAAAUUUUUGUCAAAAUCAGUUACACUUAACUUGAGAGACAAGUGGUAACACCGCAUGCGUGUGGCGCUCUUGUUUUUUUUCUUUCUUUCUUACUGUACGAAACUAAUACUGGAUCAUAUCUCUGCUUUUAAAAAAUGUUAAGAUUAUCAAAAUCUUGACUGACGUGUUUUAUAAAUAUAUUGGCAACAUAAAAAAAAAGAAGCCAAGUUAGUUACCUUGGAAACCAAGUUUUUUAUGAGAUGAUUUAAUGUUAACUACUGCGUUGUGUUUAUAUUGCCUUUGUUUUGUUUUGUUUGUUGUGAAUUAAAAUGAAUUGAUAUUGACAUUUAGAAACGAGACUAGAACUACAUUUCAUUUAAGAGAACUUUUAUUGUCAUUGUGUCAAAAUUUUCUGUGUAAAAUAAGGAAAGUUUCAUUUAAGUUAAAUUUUAACAGUGAUUGCGUGAAAAAUUUGGUGUGUAGUAAUACAAGGCUAGGAUUUUUUUUUUAAUGAAAAUUGCGUCAUUUUACUGUAUAGUUCCGAAUAUUUCAUAUAACUGACUUCUGAAUAUUUCAUUUAAGAGAACUUUUAACAGUCACUGCUUUCAAAAAAAUAUUUGGUAAUACGGAUAUUAGGAAAUUUUUUUUAAUGAAAAAUUACAUUGUACUUGCUGUAUCCUUAGGAACAUAUUAUUUAAGAGAACUUUACUUUGUUUCAUUGCUUGAAAUUCUGUGGUAAGUAAUACAACGUUAGGAUUAUUUUAUGAUUUAUUUUUUGUUAAUGAAAAUUGCAUCAUACUUUUUGUUUUCUUAGGAAUAUGUUAUGGUGAUCUAUUUCAAAUGGUACAAUUUUAAAAAGUGCUAUAUUUUAUUCCCUGCAUAGAUAGAAGAUAUUUUAAUCUUAUAGUAUAUCUUUAAUUCCAAAGUUUGAAAUUGAUAAGUUUGUACUAUAUAAAUUCUACAAACAAUAAAAUUGAUGGUCGGAUUAAAUUGAUAAAUUUUUAUAAUUCUGUCCGAUAAUGACAGAACAUAUACGUGUAGACUUGUUGCAAAAUUUACAAUUUACAAUAUUUAAGGCUUUUUCACUAGUUAAUUCAGGGGUACAAACAAUGUUUUAUGCAGUAAUACCUUUUUGAAAAUAAGUUCAAAAGGUUGACUAAUCUACUGUGACCUGUAACGCACUGUAAAACUAUAACGGAACAACAGUAGUUUAUACUAGUGGGAUUAGCUUAGAAAAACGUACAUUUAAUGCGUUCCGGUUGCAAACCGAAACAAAUGAUACAGAUAAAUCAAAACAAAAAGAUUUUUUUAAGCCUUACGAAAACAGAGGGAAAAAUUGGAAAAAAGAACGAAACAACAACAAAAAAAACAAAAAAACUAUGAAAAAAACAAUAACACAAUUUUGUUGAAAUUUAAAAAAAAAGAAAAGAUGGGUUGUCUUGAAUGAUCUGUAGUCAAGGUUUCAGUGUGUUAAAUAUUUAACAUUUUUCAUCUUUUGAUACAAUGUCACUAUUAUAUUAGGAUGAUUAUGUAGAUGUGUGUGUACAUGUAAAUGAUUGGUAUAUUAUACAUAACACCUUGUAAGUGGGUGUGUCCUGUUUGUUUUAUAACUCCUCCCCCAAACAAAACACGCCUCCCAAACAAAGAUACUUCACGAUGGAGCAUUUUUAGUUGCAGAUUUAUUUUCUUUAUUUCAUCAAAUUUUCUUAUCGUUUUUUUUCACAGUACGUUUAUUGACUUAUUCCUCAAAUUCUUUGGUCUCCAUGGUCAUUUACCUUCCGUAGAUUAACUCAAAAGUUGGAGCCUUGUUGAGGCUAAAAAUAGAUCGUCCAACUUUUCCUAAUAGUAUGGGUAUGGUUUUUUUUAGUACAUUUAAAAGCCAGCAUUGCAGAGUAUCCAUUGAUUUAAACAAAUAUCUCAUGAAAUGUUUCCAAUGGAUUAAGAGCAAAACUAACAUUACAUUUUGGUUCCAUGUUUAAAUUAAUUUUACUAUGAAUACUAAAAAAAAAACUGCAAAAAAAGCAUUCUGGAAAGAAUUGAUUGAUUGAUUUAUUAAUUUAUUGAGGUUAUAUAUAUGGAAUUAUUUUUUGAAAUAAAGAUAAUAAAAGGAAAUCUUCAACUAUAAAUGCAACAUUGAAGGUUAUUUCUCAAAUAAUGUACUACGUUAUGCAUGUUUUGUUACAAAAAUGAUUCAAGUUACUCCACUGAUUGAUUUUUAUGAAAAUGAAUUAAAUAACCUAAUGAGUAGAGAAAUUUUCUUCUUACUUAGUACUUUUCCAACAACAACAACAACAAUAAAAUAACGAAAAACAAGGGGUGAAUGAGAAGGGGAGGGAGAAAGAGGUAUGGUGUUGCUUUUAUUUAGACCAGAUAGUAUGGUAUUGAUUUUUAUAAAAGUAAUUAUUUAGCACAUGUUGUUUAUUAUAUUCAUUGAUAAGAUGUACUUCUCAUAAACUGUCAUUAAAAAACAUUACUGUUUUUCUUGUGUACACUUUUUUUUAUUUGGUGUAGUAGAAUUGUUGAGGCAUGAUUGGUUAGCUUAACCCGUGAACCUGCUGGAAACCGAAAUUGACCCGCUUUUGUUGCACCAAGUAUAGAACCGGGCCUGUCUCGCCCACUACUGCACUGUCUGUCUGAUUUGAGGUGGGUCUUUAUAUACUGUUGGGAGCUCAAUUAUUGAGAGUACUUUUGAUUACCAAAACCCCCUUUAAACUUUCAAUGGAUCGUUCCAAAUUAAAAAGCUGGGCAAAUCCAUUACACAUAUUCAGCGGAUUCAGGGUUUAAAUGUUGUAGUAUGUUGAUAUAUAUUUAUUUUGCUUUUGUUAAUGAUAAAACCCAGACAGUACAGUAUCCAUAAAUUUCAAUACUCCCCCCUGAAUCUGCUGAAUUUCAAGAAUGGACUUGUCCACAUUCUAUUUUUAGAACCUGACCAUUAUUUUACUAAUCUGUUGGAGGGGGGGGGGAUAAUGAGACAAAAAAUUUAAGUUUGCCUGCAGACAGUUUAGACCGUGGUGGGACUGCAGGAAAUGUAAAGACAGGCCUGGUUCCAUACUGGUGGCAAAGGCUGAAGCACUUGUGGUUCCAGCAGUGUGAGCGUGAAAGCACACCUUCGCCAUUAAGUUACAUGUAUAGACAUUAAGGGAUUGACAAAUAUUGUGGUAUUUUAUUUUUGCAAUUUUAAGUUCCCUUCAACAUACAGCAAAAUUUUUUAUCUAUUUAUUAAAAAAAAUAAUCAAUUUUUUUUUUUUUUUGUAAUAAUUUAAGGUUACAAGUAAUCACAUGAAUAAAGGAAACGUUAAAUUAAAAAGUUAUUUCCCUUUGGUCCAUUGUUACAUUACUUUAUGACAUCAGUUUCUGGUGAACAAGAAAGAAUACAAAGUGAAGUAAGGUAAUAUAAAAGUUUAAAAAAAAAAAAAAGAAUUUUAACUGAUGAAAAAUUGAUUUAACUUGCAUUUAAUUAAGGAAAAGUGGGGGAAAAAACUCAAUAAUUGUUACAUUUAGUCUUAAAUAUAUCUCUGAGAGGAAGCAAGAAGAAUGAUAACUGAUAUUUAAUAUUAUUUUUUUAGUAAUAAUAAGAUACACAUCAUAUCCCAAUCUCAAGCGAAAGAAAACUGAAAGGGAAAACCCCAGACAUGUCACUGCUUCAAUUUUGUCAGCCCUUUACAUGUACUUGAUAUUUUUAUGUACUCUUUGAGUUUUAGUAGGGAAAUGUGAUUUAAAUAGUUUCAUUAAAGAAAGUGCAAUGAUCAGACCAUUUAUAGUGACUAUCAUUUAUUACAGUACUAAUGUAUAAGCUUUUAUAUGAUAAUAAAUUUACUCGAAAUCAAUUUAAUUCAAUCUGAUCCAUUCUAAGCAUUUAUCCAAUUGGUCUAUUCUUAAUACAUUUUUGAUUGGUCCUUUUCUAAGUAGGUGUCUGAUUGGUCCAUUCUUUAGUAUAUAGCUGAUUGGUCCACUGUUUAGUUGUAUUGGAUCAUAAAGUGAAAAAAGAGACCAAUGGCAGAACUCCUUACAUUUCUUGACAGUUUGAUUUUCUUUCUAACUUCAUAGAAAGCAAUAUAACUUACACUGAAAAGGGGAAAAAAGAAAGCAACAAAAAAACCCCAAACAAAUGACUCUUUGUUCAUGCCAGUUAAGUUUUGGAUCAAUUUAUAAUUUCUGUUGGUACUGUAUUUUAGAUAAGAUCUAGUCUUUUGUGUUCAUAUUUUUCUUUUCUCUCCUUUUUUUCUUUGCUUCAUGUUUUAAAAACAUUGUCAAACAAGAACUCUUUCAUAUAAAGUGUGUACAUUUUUUUGUGUGUUCAAAUAUAUGGAAUUAUAUGUUAAAUGAUGCAUUUUUAGUAAUGUGUGAAGCAUUUAUUUUGUAUGUAAACAGGCCUAACUAUUUAGACUGAACAAUAGUUCAAUCAGACUGGUUAGUAUUUACAUUUCAUGACAGAAUUUUGUCCAUUUUGAUUGGUUAAUAUUUCUACUGAUGAAUGAGUGCAGAUUUCCAUCUUAAAUAGAUUUAUAAGCCCACUCUAUGUGGAUUUAUAAGUCCAUUUUAUGUGGAUUUAUAAGCCCACUUUAGGUACAUUUAAACCAGUGCAGGUUAUAAAAUAAUAUUGUAGUCUAGUAUUAACAUGAUUGGUUGAACAGUUUUGAACACGCUACCAAUUUAACUGGGCUGUUUAUUUGAGUUACCUACACCUGAAGGCACGGCAUACCAGGCUUAACAUAAAAAAAUAGAAUUUUUUGUAGAGUAUAUUACAUACUUUUGUGGGUACUAGAGCAGUAUGGGGAAUAUAAUACCCUGAAGUAAUCAUACAAAACAAGUUGAAUAUUUGAGUGUAUUAUACCCUUAGGUAAUCGUACAAAACAAGUUGAAUAUUUGAGUGUAUUUUACCCUGAGGUAUUCAUACAAAACAAUUUGAAUAUUUGAAUGUAUUGUACUCUUGAGGUAAUCAUACAAAACAAGUUGAAUGUUUGAGUGUAUUGUAUAAUAUUAUUUUACCCCUGAGGUAAACAUACAAAAGUUGAAUAAUUGAAUGUGUUGUAUAUUAAGCGUUAUUGUGCAUGUAUCUUUUUUUUAAAUCGAGGUAAACAUACAAGAAAAAAAUUGAAUGUGUUGUAUAUUUAAAUGUCAUUGAGUAUGUUUCCUUAGAUUGAAGUAAACAUACAAAUAAGGUGAAUGUGUUGUAUAUUAAAUAUGUUACCCAUUUCGGAGUUAAACAUACAAACAAGAUGAAUGUAUUGUAUGUUAUGACCUACCACUAUCUACUUAUUUUGUUGAAUUUUUCUAUUAAUGCGUAGAAAGAAAAAAAUCACAUCGAUUUUCAAAAUUGUAACUAUUGAAAAAUAACAAAACAACAUCAAAAAGAAAAAGAAAACAAAAAGCAAGCAUUUGCCUACGGAUUACUAGUAUAAAUACGGAGUGAGAAAAGGAAAUUAAAAAAAAAAUUAUGAUAAAAGCAUAAAAUUGUGAACUUUAAUUAACCAAGGACAACUGUCAUUUUGGGUAGACCUUUUUAUCUAGAGUUAAAUAAUACACUGUUAACGAAUUAAACUUUAGAACAAGUUGACAAUGGUGUUAUAUAAGGGGUAGUUGGUGGAAGGUGUUUAUACGUCAUAAUGUAUGUUGGCUUUUUAUCGUUUGUCAAGUGCUGCAUACUCAUUUUUGGAUUUUUAUUCUCUUUGUAUAAUGUUAAAAUGCCUAAGUUAUAUUUGUAUAGACUUUUAUCAUUAAAAUAUGUUGAUAAAGUGAAA
Molecule: messenger RNA, 11519 nt
Organism: Ruditapes philippinarum (Manila clam)
Lineage: Eukaryota; Metazoa; Mollusca; Bivalvia; Venerida; Veneridae
Product: guanine nucleotide-binding protein G(q) subunit alpha
Exons: 9
Coding region: 206-1327 (373 amino acids)
Biological process (GO): adenylate cyclase-modulating G protein-coupled receptor signaling pathway; phospholipase C-activating dopamine receptor signaling pathway
Cellular component (GO): heterotrimeric G-protein complex
Molecular function (GO): G-protein beta/gamma-subunit complex binding; GTPase activity; guanyl nucleotide binding
Source: RefSeq, a predicted model, not a curated record